UGGGCGCAUGCGCAGGAGGUGACAUGAGUGGCUCUGCGGCGGGAAGUGCGACUCGGUUGGGCGGAGGAGGGAUGUCUUCGCCGAAGCGGUAAUGAGCAAUGCAGGCAGAGGCUGCAGGUAAUUUGUGGCUGACUCAUGUCAUCAGGAGACGUGACUUUGACUGUUCGACUAGUCCGUUCAUUUGAGCACCGUAAUUUCAAACCUGUUGUCUACCAUGGUGUUAAUCUGGACCAGACUGUAAAAGAGUUUAUUCAGUUUGUGAAGAAUGAUGUGGCACUAAGGACUACACUUCCACCUCCUUUUAAAAAGUACAAAUAUGACACAAUGAAGAUCAUUCAUCAGGCACAUGGCUCUAAGACCAAUGAACUCGUCGUCAGUUUAGAAGAUGAUGACAAACUGAUGUUGGCAGAGGACAGCACCCUGAAAGCAGCGGGAGUAGCAAAUGAAACAGAGCUAGCAUUUUUCUGCAUGGAUGAUUAUAGAAAAUAUAAAGCAAAUCCUAUUGCAACCUGGUGAAGACUUUGAAACUCGGAAGAAAUACAUUUAAAAUCUGUAUUGUUUUGAAAGGUCUUAAAAUUGUUAAGGGAGGGGAUAGUUGUCUAUUCUGAUGAAGCCAGAAGUAGAUAUAUGUGUAUGUGUCCAGGAGGUGAUGGCAGUUCCAAAACCUGUAACCCAUUCUUUGUUUUUUUCUUGAAAUGAAGAACUUUCCAAUUCUGAAGACAUCACCCAUGACCCUGAGAUGUGGAAGCCCUUGAGGGAGGUUUCCAAACUUUCUUCAGUUUUUAUUUUUUAGUUGUUUUGUUUGUUCCCCAUUGUAAUCAAUAAAUAUUAUUAAUUCAGAUGUUA
This is a messenger RNA of Anolis sagrei ordinatus, 846 nucleotides long. RefSeq names its product chromosome 1 C2orf76 homolog (gene C1H2orf76). NCBI's taxonomy places the organism in Eukaryota, Metazoa, Chordata, Lepidosauria, Squamata, Anolidae. The record is from RefSeq and is a predicted model, not a curated record.